This is a messenger RNA of Nerophis lumbriciformis (worm pipefish), 597 nucleotides long. The record is from RefSeq and is a predicted model, not a curated record. NCBI's taxonomy places the organism in Eukaryota, Metazoa, Chordata, Actinopteri, Syngnathiformes, Syngnathidae.
AUGGGCCAGGCUGCAAGUACGUCUCACUGGAGAGAAGAUUAUUAUAUUACGGAGCUCUAUGAGUGGUUCAGAAUGUUCAUUAAUAAAUGCCCAAGUGGACUCAUUACGCUUCACGAGUUUCAAAGACAUUUCUGUAAUGUAACAGUGGGCAAGGAAUCAGCUGAAUAUGCAGAACAAAUAUUCCGCGCGCUGGAUAAAAACGAGGACGGGUUAGUAGAUUUCAGAGAGUAUGUCAUGGCCAUCAACAUGCUCGUAGAAGGUUCAGCAGUGGAAAGGCUCCGCUGGUCCUUUAAGCUCUUUGACAAAGAUGGGGAUGGUGCAAUCAUAAGGGAGGAGAUGCUCGGCAUUAUGCAGGCUGUUUUUAAGAUGAAUGAAGCAGCAGGUUUAACUGAACCAAACCCCCUGACAGCUGAGGAAUGUACUGACAAGAUAUUUUUUAGAUUAGACAAAGACAACAAUGCUGUCAUCACUGUGGAUGAGUUCAUAGAGGGAGCAUUGGAUGAUGAUUGGAUCAGAAAGAUGCUGGAAUGUGAUCCCUGCACAGCGAGGGUGGAGAGGACCCUGAAGAGGGAUUCCACAGUCGGGCUCCAUGAUUGA